UCACCUACUUGUGUCCAGAAAGAAAGAAAGAAAGAGAGAUAAAAAAGAAGUGGUGAUGAUAUUAUCAUCUAUUUGAGCAAAAGAAUUUUCACAGCUUUUUAUUUUUGGUUUUCCUUCAGAAUCUUUUCAUCAUUUAUGUGUAGUGUGUUGUGUACGAAUAAACAGAGACCAAACAACCUCUUUCUAACUGAAAACAGAGCAAACUAAAUCUUUUGUUUUCUGUCAGUAUUUUUACUUCAUACAAGUGUUUGCAACCCACCCAAAGUCAACUUCUUCCUUUAUUUCUUGAAAUCUCUCUACUAUUCUCAAGAAAUCUAGAUAAAUUAUAUAGGUCAUAUACACACCUCAAAGAAGCUUGUUCUUGCGGGUUCAUGUAGAACAAGUCUCUGAGAAAGUUGAGAAGUUUUGUUAAGCUUCUGGUGGAUUCAAGACUGAGUUGUAGAAAGAAAGAAAGAAAGGAAGAAAGAAAGAAGAGAUUCUAUUUAUAUGGAAGGUAGUGGCGGUGGUGGAGAUGGUGGUUUCUUACCCAAUCCUAGCUUUGGUGCAUUCCCUGAGACGGCUAUGGAUAUGGAUUUCAUGGAAGAACUCUUCUUUGAUGGAUGUUGGCUUGAGACAACAGAUGGUAAGAGCUUAAGGCAUACGGCUGGACAACCAGCUCCUAACUCUAUCAACUUGAACAACAACAACAACAACAACAACUCUUUCCCUUAUGGCUAUCAAUUUUCUGAGACCCCUUCUCAGGAUCAUAUCUCCAACGCAGAUACAGGGAGAAAGUUUCCUCCAAUAACACCAGGUUUUCUCAAGACCGAAGCUCUCACCAACCAGCCGAUGACUCAAGUACCUUUUGACCAGUCUGCAGCUAUGAGUUCUGCACAAGCAGAGAAGUUUCUCCUUGAAGAAACCGAGAGAGGCAGAAGAUAUUGGAUAGCUCCAAGAACAAGACAAGGCCCUUCUUCAUCUGUGAAAGAUAGACUGGUACAAGCUAUAAACGGUCUUGAGGUGCAGGAGAAAGACUUCCUCAUACAGAUAUGGGUGCCAAUUCAACAGGAGGGCAAGAACUUCCUUACCACUUCGGAGCAGCCACACUUCUUCAACCCAAAAUACUCUAGCCUUAAAAGAUACAGAGAUGUCUCAGUGUCUUAUAACUUCUUGGCUGAUGAGGACUCCAAGGAGUCUGUAGGUCUCCCUGGCCGUGUCUUCCUCGGGAAGCUACCUGAGUGGACACCUGAUGUCCGGUUCUUCAGAAGUGAAGAGUAUCCACGCAUCAAAGAAGCACAGAGAUGUGAUGUUCGUGGUUCAUUAGCCCUCCCUGUGUUUGAAAGUGGUAGUGGGACUUGUUUGGGUGUUGUUGAGAUUGUUACAACUACUCAGAAGAUGAAUUACAGACCUGAACUUGAGAAUAUCUGUAAAGCUCUUGAGGCUGUUAAUCUAAGAAGCUCAGCGAACUUGCAAUCUCCAAGCAGCGAGUUUCUGCAAGCCUACAAACAUUUCUACAGUGCUGUAAUACCUGAGGUAUCAGUCUUUCUGACAUCAGUCUGCAGAUCAUAUGAUCUGCCUCUAGCCUUAACGUGGGCGCCUUGCGCUAGGCAAGGCAGAGGUGGAUCCAGACAUUCUGAUGAGAACUUCUCAGAGUGUGUUUCAACUCUAGAUUCUGCAUGCUUUGUCCUAGACCAACAGAGUCAUAACUUCCAAGAGGCAUGCUCUGAACACCAUCUCCUUCAAGGUGAAGGCAUUGUGGGCAAAGCGUUCAAAGCGACCAAACUGUUCUUCGUACCCGAAGUAACUACUUUCAGCAAGACAAACUACCCUCUUGCACACCACGCUAAGAUCUCUGGCCUGCACGCCGCUUUAGCGGUCCCUUUGAAAAACAAAUUCAAUGGUUCGGUUGAGUUUGUGUUGGAGUUUUUCUUUCCUAAAAGCUGCCUUGACACCGAAGCGCAACAGGAAACGCUCAAGUCACUGUCUGUGACGCUCCAGCAGGAUUUCAGGAGCUUGCAUCUUGUCAUUGACAAAGAGAUGGAGCUUGAAGUUGUGUUUCCCGUUAGAGAGGAGCUACUAUUCUCAGAGAACACACUACGUGUUGAUGCAGAGACGGGAGAGAGUAUGAAACCAUUGCCUUUGGAAGAGAUCUCUCAGGAAGACUCCUCAUGGAUCUCCCACAUGAUAAAUGCUAACGAGAAGGGUAAAGGAGUGUCGCUUUCGUGGGAGUACCAGAAAGAAGAGCCGAAAGAAGAGUUCAUGCUGACAUCUGGCUGGGACAACAACAACAACAAUCACAGUAGCUUUCUAUCAGAUGCUGAUCAGUUUCAGAAGGCUUCAAACUCAGGUUUUGAUUCAGCUUCUUUUGGUGUGGGACAAUCACUGUUAGGAAGCAGAAGACCAGGUGAAAAGAGAAGAACAAAGACAGAAAAGACAAUAGGUUUAGAAGUUCUUAGACAAUACUUUGCAGGAAGCCUCAAAGAUGCAGCCAAGAGCAUUGGUGUUUGUCCAACCACAUUGAAAAGAAUAUGCAGGCAACAUGGGAUCACAAGAUGGCCUUCAAGGAAGAUCAAGAAAGUAGGGCACUCGUUAAAGAAACUCCAACUUGUGAUAGACUCUGUUCAAGGUGUUCAAGGCUCUAUCCAACUUGACUCAUUCUACACAAGUUUCCCUGAACUAAGCUCUCCGAAUAAUGUAUCUGGUUCUGGUACUGGCACUGGCACUUCCUUCAAGAAUCCUCUAACCGAGAACGGUGUUUCAGUACAGGGAAAUGCUGUGGCUCCAACCUCACCACCACCAUCCUCUUCUUGUAGCCACAGCUCUGGUUCAAGCACAUGCUGCUCAACUGGAGCUAAUCAAAGCACCAACACUGCAAAUACCUCAAACACUAUAUCCACCCUGAUGGCUGAAAAUGCUGGAGCAAUCUUGAAGAGAGCUCGUAGCGAAGUAAGACUCCGUACCGCGAACCAGGAGGAGGACACAAAGUUUCUCUCUAGAACACUUAGCCACAGAGCAUUCAGUGAGCAUCCUCCUCUUUUUAAGAAUCUACCUCGUAGCAGGAGCAGCUUGAAAGGAGCUGGAGGAGGAGGGGCAUCCAAAGUGAAAGCCUCGUUCGGCGAGGCCAAAGUACGGUUUACUUUGCUUCCAACAUGGGGGUUCAGAGAGUUGCAACAAGAGAUUGCUAGGCGUUUUAACAUAGAUAAUAAUAUUAUUGCAACGUUUGAUCUUAAAUACCUGGAUGAUGACAAAGAAUGGGUUCUUCUGACGUGUGAAGCGGAUCUUGAGGAAUGUAUCGACAUUUAUAGAUCAUCACAGAGCCGAACCAUCAAGAUUAGCGUUCAUGAAGCUUCUCAAGGGAAGCUGGGAGGCUCUUUUGGUAGCACCGGUCCUGUUCCGUUGCUAUAAUAAGCAUUCAGGUAAUGUUGCACGUUCCUGAAAACACACAAAGGAGGUUCUUUCUACUAAUUUAAUAGUGUUUUAGUUAUUACACAAACCAUUUUAUGGACUUUGGGGGAGGGGCAUCGUUUUGUAAACAUAAUUUCAGUGCUGCCAUUUUGCAAGGAGUUUGUAGUGUACUGGUUUUCUGCAUCGGCUUAGCAGAUUUUUUUUUUGUAUAAUAAGUCGAUUGCAUACCAAGAAACAUGCUCUUAUUAUGUAUUUUAUUUUCUGUAUAUCAUUUGUCAUUUGGAUUCUACUUAAACUCUGCAAGUAUGUCGUAUUGAAAUAUCUUUUAUAUGUUCUA
This is a messenger RNA of Raphanus sativus (radish), 3721 nucleotides long. Its product is annotated as protein NLP2. NCBI's taxonomy places the organism in Eukaryota, Viridiplantae, Streptophyta, Magnoliopsida, Brassicales, Brassicaceae. The transcript is spliced from 5 exons. Bases 487 to 3384 code for a protein of 965 amino acids. The record is from RefSeq and is a predicted model, not a curated record. Gene Ontology annotation, molecular function: DNA-binding transcription factor activity; protein binding.